AUGGACUUGCAGCAGUCAACGAGACCUGCAUCUGUCCAGAGCUCUCCUCGCAGCUGGGGAGCGUCCUGGUUUUCUUGGUUCCCCUGCGCUCUGCGAAAGUGUACAAGCACUCGGCAGGUAGAUGUUCGGCGAGCCAUUCCCACGCGAUCCCAUUCAACAAGACUUCCUGUGGAGCUGUGGAUCUAUAUCAUUGACCUCCUGGAGGACGACGUCGCUGCACUCCGAGCCCUCCAGCUGACGUGCUGGGAUUUACUCCAGUUCAUGUGUCGCGAUCGAUACCUCGUGUGCGACUCACGGAGCUGUGCGCGACUAAAGCUACUGGUAGAAUUCGGGAUGGCGCAAUGCAUUCACUCGCUCACCAUCAGGGCUACUUCGAAGUCCGAUACGCGGUCGAGAUGGCUGAACCAUACGCUGCUGGAAGUGCUGAAGAAUUUGCCAGCGGUUGUCACCGUGGGGUUAGAAUGCGUGAUGGACGAACCAACGUACCCGCGUGGUCAUAUCAGACUGGAUACCGUACGGGCUAUCCUAUUGUCCUUCCCUGCAAUGGAAACGCUGCACAUCGAAGAGCUAGGGCUUCGGAGUGGCUUCCCCAUUUUAGUACAUUUGACUUGGACUUUGAGGCCGACUGUGGCACCACUGCGGCAUCCACGUUGGUACUCUCCGUUCGACACACCCAUACAGCUCCGGGACUUCAAAUUCAAGACUUGUUACCCUAAUCGCUGGGGCUCAUCGGAAGAAUUUGCGAGGUUUUACCUUCUCCGUUGGCCAUUCAAGUUCGAUUUGCAGAGUCUAGAAUGGAAUAGCAACUACGGCGGGCAGGAGAGCCAAAUGGUACUUGCAUACCUACUACGCAGAAGCAAUGCAUUGAAGCACUUGCAUAUCGGGUUUCCGACCUGUGAUACUCUCAGAAGCGGAGAAGACACAGAUGCCAGUAGUUCUCCUCGGACGCUAAAUAGCUCCGGGUUUACCCAUCUCGUCUCGCUGCACCUUCAAUACCGGUUUGGAAGUAAACGGUCUCCGGGAGCUAUGCGCGCCUGGAUGCCCCUCAUCCUCUCCCGAGUGAACUCGAAAAAUCUGCAGGAACUUAAAAUUAUCCUCGGAGAAGAGAGUCACUACAUGUCCAUAGACAUCUCAAGGCUGUUGGACUGGGGUGCGUUUGACUUGCAGCUCGCCCGUCUGUGCACGGUCAGUCCACGGCUUGUCACGUUGUUCCACGUGAAGCCACCGUGUACGAAAUCGAAGCUGGUGCCGUUGGUAACUCAGUCGACUGAUAUGAUCAGGACACGCUUGCCGCACUCCCGCGCGGCUGGAGCGAAGGUGGGGUUGAUGUAUCUCGAGUUCGUGUCCGAGUAUUAUGUAUCUGAGGACCCGAUACAGACACAGUGGUUAUUGUGA
Molecule: messenger RNA, 1395 nt
Organism: Sparassis crispa
Lineage: Eukaryota; Fungi; Basidiomycota; Agaricomycetes; Polyporales; Sparassidaceae
Exons: 2
Coding region: 1-1395 (464 amino acids)
Source: RefSeq, a predicted model, not a curated record